Messenger RNA from Pimephales promelas (fathead minnow), 1724 nucleotides. RefSeq names its product Fas apoptotic inhibitory molecule a (gene faima). The record is from RefSeq and is a predicted model, not a curated record. Lineage: Eukaryota; Metazoa; Chordata; Actinopteri; Cypriniformes; Leuciscidae. Gene Ontology annotation, biological process: negative regulation of extrinsic apoptotic signaling pathway via death domain receptors.
CACAGAACCGCGGAUAGAAGAAGAAUACGCUGUUGCCACAGUUACUGUUGUUAGCUGGAACAGAUUUGUUGUUGGCUAAUAUUGGAGCUAGUGUUUUGAUGCUGUGGGCGACAGUUGUGUUAAAUUCGACUGCCUUGUCAAAUAUACAGAGGAACGGUUUAUUUCUGCUGUGACUGGGAUCGGUUCUGGAGGAUGUCUGGAGAUCUUGUAGCUGUGUGGGAAGUGGCGUUGUGUGAUGGUGUGCACAGGAUUGAAUUUGAACAUGGGACAACCACAGGAAAACGGGUUAUUUACAUUGAUGGAAAGGAAGUUGUACGUAGAGAUUGGAUGUUCAAACUGGUUGGAAAGGAGGUUUUUCAUGUGGGUGGCACAGACACGAAGGCCACUAUUAACAUAGACGCAGUGAGUGGCUUUGCAUACGAGUACACUCUAGAGAUCAACGGACAGAGCCUGAAGAAGUACAUGGAGAAUCGCUCCAAAGUUACCAGCACAUGGCUCCUCAACCUGGAUGGCAUUGACUGCAGGGUGGUUCUGGAAAAAGAUACCAUGGAUAUAUGGUGCAAUGGACAGAAAAUGGAAACAGCUGGUGAGUUUGUUGAGGACGGCACAGAGACGCACUUCUCUCUGGGUGACCACGACUGCUGCAUCAAGGCUGUGAGCAGCGGAAAGAGACGAGAUGGCAUCAUUCACACAAUGCUGGUGGACGGCAUGGAAAUCUCAGAGUCAGAAUGAUCUGUGUGGAUGAAUGAGUGUGUGAGUGUGUUUGGAUUAGCCAUCCAAACAUAGCAUGUUCUGACCACAGAUCAGCAUGUGCUGGUUCAGUAAAUGGGUCGUUUUAAAGGCAUGAGAGACAGAUGUGUCUUACAAACAUUUGGUUUAGUAACAUUUCUGUAAUACCUCACAGCAACAUUAGAGUGAGUGUUUUAACCCUUUAAACAGUUAAUUUCUUAAUUCCUGGAAGUGAUGCCAAUGUGUUUUUUUCUUCUCAAUGUCCUUCUCAAUAACUUUGACACGAAAAGAUGUGAGGAUGGAUGUACCUUUACUGGAUAGUUUAUUAUGAUGCCCAUGUUGAUGUCAAAUUGUUUAUUCUUUGUGCGGUAGCACAAUCAUGUUCUUAAUAGCAUAGAGUGGUCUCCAUGUGAUUUCAAUGUGAACAUGUGUACUUGUUUAGAAUAUUCUGUCCAGACUCUCACCCACCGACUUCUAAAUAGGGUCAGACUUCAGCAAUAACUUUCUUCUGGAAAUAUACUGUAAUGUGACUAUUAAUGUGUUUUUAGACACUUUGGCUAAAAGCCUUGUGACAAGCAAGAUAGUUUCUUUCAUUCAGGCUUCUUGUGUCUGGUGAAUUCAAGAUGUUGUGACGUGUUAGUCCUAUGUUAACGUCAGCUUCCUUCUGUAACAAUGAUCUUAAAUGUGAAAAUAUUUUCAUGACAUACUGUAUGGAACAAUGCUUAGGGUGGAACUGAAAAAUAAUCUGAAUCUAAAUAUGAAUCAAGCUAUGUUUCCCUAAGAAAUGUAAAACAAAAAAAUUAAUAUUUAAUUUUUUUUUUCUUAGUAGAAUGGAAAUUUGAUUUGUAUUCAAAUGGUGUUUUUUAUUUUCUUUUUUGUAAUUAAAUAAAUAUUAGAAUGAUGACAUCAGUAUUGAAUUUAACUUCAAUGUGCAGUUAAAAUCUUAAUUUGACCCGGAUGUAUUUCAGUAUGUAUGUAGGGCACUGUCGUACACU